AGCAAACCCGUUUCCUCAUAACAAGGAAUAGACUAUUUUUGUUGAUUUCUCCAUGUAGAUAUUAUCUCCACAUAGGAUUUUAAAAGUAAUUUGGUGUACAUAAGGAAUAUAAAAUAGAAUCAGUUUUGAGAAAAUUUAUAGAAUAUUUAAUAUUGGUUUUUCGAAAUGCAAGAUCCAAAUGAAGAUACUGAAUGGAAUGAUAUUCUCAGAAAGAAAGGUAUUAUACCUGAGAAAAAGAAGGAACAAGAAGUUACAGAAGAUCAAAUAGUCAAUCUUUUAGAAAAUACUAUAGAUGAGAAAACUGGACGUGCUCUUAACAAUCUAGAAGAGAAAACUUUGGAUGAAUUAGACGAAUUGGAAGAUGAAGAGGAUGAACGAGUUCUAGAGGAAUAUCGACAAAAGAGAAUAGCAGAGAUGAAAGAGCUGGCAAACAAAUCAAAAUAUGGAGAAGUGCGAGAGAUAUCUGCAGAGGAUUAUGUUCGAGAAGUAAAUAAUGCUGGAGAAGAUGUUUGGGUUGUUCUACAUCUUUAUAAAUCUGGCAUCCCACUUUGUACUCUAAUCAAUCAGCAUCUUGCCAAUUUAGCAAGAAAAUUUCCUGUCACAAAAUUUUUGAAGAGCAUCUCUACCACUUGUAUUCCUAACUGGCCUGACAGCAACCUUCCUACAAUAUUUAUUUAUCAUAAUGGAAAUAUGGCGAAACAAAUCAUUGGACCACUUGAAUUCCGUGGCAUGAAAUUAUCCGAAGCAGAAUUAGAAUGGAUGCUGGGACAAGCAGAAGCAAUAUCAACAAAGAUUAAGGAUGAUCCUCGUCCUAAAGUAAAAGAUGUUUUAUUUUCAAGUUUGAGAAAUGAUGAUAUUGGUAGUGAUAAUGAUGAUUGGUAAUUCUACCUACAUUAGCACAUACAUACAUGAAUUCACCAUUUGUACAUGUAUUAUUUUCAAAACUGCUAUACCAAUGUCAUUGAUUUAAUAAAAUAUUUUAUUACCAUGUUA
Molecule: messenger RNA, 993 nt
Organism: Linepithema humile (Argentine ant)
Lineage: Eukaryota; Metazoa; Arthropoda; Insecta; Hymenoptera; Formicidae
Gene: viaf
Product: viral IAP-associated factor
Biological process (GO): protein folding
Cellular component (GO): cytoplasm
Source: RefSeq, a predicted model, not a curated record